This is a messenger RNA of Pocillopora verrucosa, 2263 nucleotides long. The record is from RefSeq and is a predicted model, not a curated record. NCBI's taxonomy places the organism in Eukaryota, Metazoa, Cnidaria, Anthozoa, Scleractinia, Pocilloporidae.
CUCGCCAGCUCAAACCUCGCGAGCUCCGUUGCUCUUGUCUCAGCUACAGUCUGAAACAUCGAUCAAACGACUGUGCAUGUGCAAACUUUGAAAGAACAUUCCCGUUCCCCGAGUCCCUGAUCACGAUUAGUCAAAACGUGUGGCUCUGGGGACGAGAAAAAGAGAUCGCCAAAAUGGCGGCGGGAUGAUGUGAAAAGCCAAGUUGUCUUACAAGGCUUAAAAAUUAAUCCCAUCACACCCACUGAUGGAUUUUCAAGCAGAGCCUCGCCAAGUUAGCUUCCUCAGUGAUCAUAACUACUGGAUUUCGUGUGAAUCCCCAAGAGCCAAUGGAUUGAUAUCAGAGCAAAUGCAAGCAUUUGAUGGAAUUAUCCUGGAUUUCAUGAAAGAACAAGAUAUUCCUGGGGCUAGUGUGGCGAUAAGUAGAGGUGAAGAACUGAUAUACUGUCAAGGCUAUGGCUGUGCAGGUGCAGGAAGGAAAGUGCAACCAGAGUUAAUGUUCAGAAUUGCUAGUAUCAGCAAAACAAUUACUGCUGUUGGUGUUAUGAGACUUGUUGAAGAAGGGAAAUUGUCUCUGGAGGAUAAAGUGUUUGGUCCAAAGGGAAUUUUAAAGGAGUACAAUCCCACAGAAAUUGGUGAUAUUCGACUCUUAGACAUCACACUGAAACACUUGCUUCAUCAUUCAGCUGGGUGGGACAGAGACAGGGCUGGGGACCCUGUGUUCUGGAAAGUUGGAAAACAUAUGAAUGUUGCUGAACCUGUGGCACCUUGUGUACUAAUACAGUACAUGAUGGGAAGAAAACUUCAGUUUGCCCCAGGGAGAAGACAUGCCUAUUCCAAUCUUGGUUAUACAGUUUUGGGCCAAGUCAUUGAGAGAGUGACUGGUCAAGGAUAUGAAGAAUUUAUGACGACUCUUUUGGAGGCCGUGGAAAUAAAGCAAAUGAAAAUUGGUAGAACUUGCAAGAAUGAACUCAGUGAUGAGGAGGUGGAAUAUUUUCACAAUCGUCACCCCAGGAUGGUGAGGUCGAUAUUUCCUGACGGCUGUAAAGUACCGCCACAGUACGGAAGGUGGACCAUGGAAGAAGCGGACGCCCACGGGGGUUGGAUCGCCACUGCUUCUGAGCUGUUAAAGUUUCUCCUCUCCUUAGAAUCGGGUGUUAAUGGAAAAAGAAUCAUCUCACACGAAACUUUCCAAAAAAUGCUCGAUAAGCCGUCAUUUGAGAAGGAUACAGAGGAAUGGUACGGAUUUGGUCUCGACAUCCGGGACAAUGGAAGCACUUGGGGUCACAGUGGACAGAUGGAGGGUACCUCAGGUGUUUUGACACGACACUGCGAGGGUUACGCUUGGGCACUGUUGUUCAAUUCUUGGGCUAAAGAUCUCGAUCUUGAUGGACUGGUAAAGUACGCUUUGAGUUGCACUUUAUGUGUAUCAGUGCAGCCAAGUUUUAGCGGUGUAUUUCCAAGCAGUAUCACAACGGAAGAUAAACGACAACUGAUUAAAAUAAUGGUGCCAAAACACGAUUUCUGGCCAUUGUACGAAGAUGUAAAGAGUCGGGGAUUUGAUUUAACAUGGCUAAACGCCUAUAGAUUUGCGAAUGCUUUAUACUUCAAUAUGAUUUUUUUCCAGAACGUUUAUUUAAAUUCAGCCAUAUCUAUUUAUAUUGGACUUACAAAGGAUGCUUGCCGAGAAAGACUGAACAAUCUUGUUGGUCUACGGCCCGUCCAUAUCGAAACUUACGUUGAUAACAACGACCUACUUUACGCUCUGCUGUUAACUUCGAAUGAUGGUAAUGGAGUGUCGUGGACGUUAGAUUUGGAUCUCACCGUGGCUCAGCAUCGAAAAAAUAUGCCUGUGAUGUUUAAAAGUGGUUUUAACCUCACUGUACAGUGCUUGACCGAAUACAAAGGCCGGUUGCAUGUCUCAGUUCUAUACGAAAAGGUCGCGAAUGGCGAAUGCAUUGCAGAAUUUGACUUGAAACCAGAUUAUUACCAGUUUGAAUUUCACAAACAGACAAAGGAGGGAUUGAUGUUAUCUUACGCUAAGGCCUAUCACGUGAAAGGUCAACCUCGAUUUAGUGUGAUUUGGACCAAUGAGAAGGCAGAAAUCAGUGGAACCCGACAUAACGUGUCCAAAUAUGGGUUUUUGUUUGAACUGAGAGAAGCGGCGAAAAAGAACUUUUAUGCUAAGUGUGUAAGCUGUUAUAACAAUGAAGAUGUUCUAAACUUUUUAGCUUCUUGGAACAAAUAAAUCUAAACGUCCAUUUUA